ACCUGCUGCCCACGCACUCCUCGGUCUGCAGGGGGCGCACCGGCGGCCACCCUCCCUCUUUCAGGGUGGUGGGCGGGGCCUCUGGGGCCGGUGUGGAACGGACGAUUGGCUGGCUGGGCUGUUUGUCACGGCAUCCCGCCCCCACCCUACGUCACAUGACGCAGCCCAUCAUGGCGGCAGGAGCGCGGCUGCCCUGGCCCGCGGCUCCGCAGGGCUGCUGCCGUUGCUGCUGUUGAGAGGCGGCGGCGGCGGCGGCACAGACGGGCGGGCGGGAAGGAUGGUGUUUCUGUGGCCGGGGCGGCGGGUGCGGACUAGGAGCCGGGCUGAGGUUUGGCCGAAGCGACGUGUGCUCAGGAGCAGCUGGCGCGGGUGCCGCUGAGGCAGGCAGGACCGACUGACGGACGGACCGACGGAAGGAGACCCGAGAGCCGGCCCCGGGGGCCGUGCAGUGGGCGAGAUGCCGGGGCCGCCGGCGUUGCUGCUACUGCCGCUGCUCCUGGCCGCCGGCAGUGCCGGGGCCGCGCCACUUCCGCAAACAGGUGCAGGGGAGGCACCUGCUGCAGAAGUUUCCUCCUCUUUUGUGAUCCUGUCUGUGUGCAGUUUAAUGAUAUUAAUAGUGUUAGUUGCAAACUGUGUAUCCUGCUGUAAGGACCCGGAAAUAGACUUCAAGGAGUUUGAAGAUAACUUUGAUGAUGAGAUAGAUUUCACACCACCAGCAGAAGACACUCCGUCUGUCCAGUCCCCAGCAGAAGUUUUCACACUUUCAGUACCAAAUAUCUCACUACCAGCUCCGUCGCGGCUCCAGCCUUCCGUAGAAGGUUUGAAGUCCCAAGUUGCCCGCCACAGUCUGAACUAUAUACAGGAAAUUGGAAAUGGCUGGUUUGGAAAGGUCCUCCUUGGAGAGAUUUACACAGGCACUAGUGUAGCGAGAGUAAUAGUGAAGGAGUUAAAAGCGAGCGCGAGCCCAAAGGAACAAGAUACUUUUUUGAAAAAUGGCGAACCUUACUAUGUUCUUCAGCAUCCAAAUAUUCUUCAGUGUGUUGGACAAUGUGUAGAAGCAAUUCCCUAUCUCCUGGUGUUUGAGUUCUGUGACCUGGGUGACCUAAAAGCUUACCUGCGCAACGAGCAAGAGCACGUGAGGGGGGACUCGCAGACCAUGCUGCUGCAGCGGAUGGCCUGCGAGAUCGCGGCGGGCCUGGCCGCCAUGCACAAGCUGCACUUCCUGCACAGUGAUUUAGCCCUGCGGAAUUGUUUCCUUACCUCGGAUCUAAAUGUGAAAGUGGGAGAUUAUGGGAUAGGACUCAGCAGGUACAAGGAGGAUUAUAUUGAAACGGAUGAUAAAAAAAUUUUCCCUCUGCGAUGGACUGCUCCAGAACUAGUAACCAGCUUUCAAGACAGACUACUAACUGCAGAUCAAACGAAGUAUAGUAAUAUCUGGUCCCUAGGUGUGACACUUUGGGAGCUCUUUGAUAAUGCUGCUCAGCCUUAUUCCAACCUCUCCAACUUAGAUGUUCUCAAUCAGGUCAUUCGAGAGAGAGACACAAAACUCCCUAAGCCCCAGCUGGAGCAGCCUUAUUCUGACAGAUGGUAUGAAGUUUUGCAGUUCUGCUGGCUGUCCCCGGACAAGAGACCAGCGGCCGAGGACGUGCACAGGUUGCUCACCUACCUGCGGAUGCAAAGCCAAAGGGACUCAGAAGUCGACUUUGAGCAGCAGUGGAAUGCUCUUAAACCGAAUACAAACAGCAGAGACACUUCAAGUAAUGCCGCAUUCCCAAUCCUCGACCACUUCGCCAGGGACCGGCUGGGUCGUGAGGUGGAGGAAGUCCUCACCGUGACCGAGACCAGCCAGGGCCUGAGCUUUGAGUAUGUCUGGGAGGCAGCCAAGCAUGACCACUUUGACGAGCGCAGUCGGGGCCCCCCGGACGAAGCCUUGUCCUACACGAGCAUCUUCUUUCCGGUUGAAGUUUUUGAGAGUUCACUUUCAGACCCCGGGCCGGGGAAACAAGAUGACAGUGGCCAGGAUGUGCCCCGUGGGGCCCCCGGAGUGGUCCCUGUGUUUGAUGCCCACAACCUUUCUGUCGGAAGCGACUAUUACAUCCAGUUGGAAGAAAAAGGCGGCAGCAACUUGGAGCUUGAUUACCCACCCGCGCUGCUCACAACUGAAAUGGAUAACCCGGAAAGGGUACACGAGGAGGCGCCCCAAUUCCUGACACUCCGGAACCUUGAAUUAGAGGAGUCCAGUACAGAUGAGGAUUUCUUCCAAAGCGGUGCAGACCCCAAAGAUUCCAGCGUACCCGAGGACGUACAGGUCCCCAGGGGCCCUGAGAGCCCUUUCAACAGUAUAUUUAGUGAUCUUGACAAAUCAGAGGAUCUGCCCAGUCACCAAAAGAUAUUUGACUUGAUGGAACUAAAUGGAGUUCAAACCGACUUGAAGCCGACCGCUUUCGGUUCAAGCCCGGACGACUCCAGAGAGUCUGUUGUAACGUGCCACUUUGAGAAAGAUAAGCCCCGUAAGCUUUUUGACGGCGAGCCUCUUUGCUUAUCAGAAACCCUCAUGCACCAAGAUAAUUUUGAUCCACUGAACGUUCAAGAGCUGUCAGCAAACUUUUUGUUUCUUCAAGAGAAAAACCUACUAAAAGACUCACUGUCUGACAAAGAACAUCUAAAUGAUCUUCAAACAGAACUUAAAAACGCUGGCUUCACCGAAACGAUAUUAGAAACUCCACAUAGGAACUCUUUAGGUACCGAAGUGAAGUUUGCCGAGAACAAACCAGGCUUUCCUUCGCUGCAGGAAAGCCUCAGCGCCAAGGGUCAGGAUGCAGGUGUCGUGUUCAAGGACAGCACUUUGAACACCUCGUUACAGUCUUCCCCAGAAGUGCGGGUACCUCCUACCUCGCUGGAGACAGAAGGAACAUCUCCCCGCUUACCUCCAGAUACGUCCCCGAAGCAGGGAGAACCCACAUGCUCGGAUGUCCGUAGCCACGAAGACCGUCUCUGCCAAGAAACGAAUCCGGACCCUGUGACCAUCACGGUAGAAACUCCCGCAGCGGCUGCCAGAGCACACGGUGUUGGUGACCAGUCCCGGGACCUGACCCGCCAAAGCGAAGAGGCCUUGACACUGACCAAAAGUGACCCGGUUCUUACUGAUGACAUUUUUGCCAAUGAGGUGAGUAUAGGAAGCAGUGUUCCAGAAUUGAGACAGAACUUCCCAAAUCAGCCGCUCUCAGAAGACCGACACGCUGACCGUGUGCUGGAGAAAAGCUCGGAAGGUGCGGACGCUCUGAGUGAGCUGCAUUGUAAAGCGGCUGCCAAGGAGGGGGGCCUGGUGUCCGCCCUGUCCUCAGACUCGACCAGUCAAGACAGCCUCUUAGAAGACAGCUUGUCAACACCCAUUCCGACUUCGGAACAGUCUGUGGAGACCCCGGACUCUCUGGAUUCGGUGGAUGUCCGUGACGUUUUAUUGGGAUCCUUAGGCUCUCACACUCCUCAGAAACUCGUGCCCCCCGAUAAGCCUGCAGACAGUGGCUACGAGACGGAGAACUUGGAGUCCCCUGAAUGGACCCUGCACCCCGCCCCCGACGGCGCCUCGGCCGCGGAGGCGGCCGCGGCGGGCGACGGCAGCCGUGGCACCCUGCCCCCCAACCCGGUCAUCGUCAUCUCAGACGCAGCCGACGGCCACAGGGGUACGGAAGUGGCCUCGCAGACUUUCGCGCCUGGCUCUCAGAGCUCGUACCGAGACUCCGCCUACUUCUCAGAUAAUGACUCUGAGCCCGACAAGAAGUCCGAGGGCGUCCCGGGACCCUCGGCCUCGGCCUCGGCCUCGGUGGUGGUAACGGACCAGCCGCUGCCUGAGCCGGUCGUGCCGGAGCAGAGUCCUGGCGCCAAGGACAGUUGCCUGGAAACCAGCCACGGCGAGCCAGACCGAAGCUGUCUCCCUGCUUCGCGCAGUUCCGGUCACCCGGCGUCCAGAGACACUUCGGAACCGGCACCACCUGACGUUUCCAAACGGACGCCGCCUCCCGAAGACGAGGCCGGCAGUCCCUUGAGUUUGGGGAACUCCGAGCUGAGCAGCAGCGAUGACUUCGAGGCACCAGAGGAGCGCCCCUGCACGCUCGCUUCCACCGGAACCAACACCAACGAGCUCCUUGCCUUUGCGAGUUCCGCCCUGUGCCCCGGCAGCACGGCGGACGUGACGGCGGAGAAGUCGUCGUGCGGCCACGCCGAGGGCCCCAAGCUGAAGGAGCCGGACGUCGAAGGGAAGUACCUGGGGAAACUUGGAGUGUCGGGCAUGCUGGACCUCUCCGAGGACGGCAUGGAUGCCGACGAGGAGGACGAAAACAGCGACGACUCGGACGAAGACCUGCGGGCGUUUCACCUGCACAGCCUGAGCUCCGAGUCGGAGGACGAGACCGAGCACCCGGUGCCCGUGAUCCUCAGCAACGAGGACGGGAGGCAUCUGCGCAGCCUGUUGAAACCUGCGGCCGCUGUCGCCAUCGACCAGCUGCCGGACGACUGGAAGAAAGAAAAGAAGGCGGUGACGUUUUUUGAUGAUGUCACGGUCUAUCUGUUUGACCAGGAGACCCCGACCAAAGAGCUGGGGCACUGCGGAGGAGAUGCCCACGGCCCCGAGUUGAGCGGCCGCGGCCCGGCACCGCCUUCGGGUUCUCCCUACCUGAGCAGGUGCAUAAAUUCCGAAAGCUCGACCGAUGAAGAAGGUGGAGGCUUUGAAUGGGAUGAUGACUUCUCCCCGGACCCUUUUAUGGCGAAGACAACAAGUAACCUUCUCAGUUCCAAGCCUUCCCUUCAGACGUCCAAGUACUUCUCGCCGCCUCCGCCGCCCCGGAGCACAGAGCAGAGCUGGCCUCACACGCCGCCGUAUUCCCGGUUCUCCAUCUCGCCUGCCAACAUCGCCAGCUUUUCUCUCACUCACCUUACUGACUCGGACAUGGAGCAAGGAGGUGAGAGGAGGGCUGUGUGUCCAGCAGGGCUGGGUGGGCGUCGGCCUGCGAGACCUUCCCCGUGGGACUUGCAUGCUUGCUAAUUUGGGGCUUUCCUGGUGUUUGCAGAGUAGAUUAAAAAAAAAAAAAAAUCCCUCCGAAAGCUCUCACAGUUCGAGAGCGCGCUCUCGGGGCCACAGCCCCCACCCGCAGGCCUCUGUCACUCCGCAAGCUGAGUGCCACUGGAGGUGUCCCCUCGCUGCCCCGGUUGGGCCGGGUGGCCCAGGGUGACGGCCUGGCUGCAGGUCCCCAAACUUGCCCAGGGUGUCUGCCACCUUCUUUUCUUCUCUUUUUCCCUUUUGGCCACAACCCCGCCUUCCCCCCUCCUCCCCCAGAGGGAAGCCAUUCUUCAGAAAGCUUACCGUGUUCAGAACACUUGGCCCAAGAUUUUGGGAUUGAGCCCAGAUGUGCUCUGGUUCUCCCCGGGGAGUAUUGACUUUACCAUUAAGCCUCCGUCUUGUGCGAUAGCAGGGGCCUGGGUGGGGGGUCAUGGGCAGGGCCCAUUUGCAGUGGUGUUAUCUGGACAUACGGAUCCUUUUUUCCCCAUAACUAGAUUGGGAGAUGAAUGUCAACAGGUGCAUUUUUUUCGAUUUGAAGUUCGAAGUUCGGGUAACAGCCACGAACCAUGAAGAGCUUGUGUUUGUGUUUGGGCUCUGUUUAAUUGUGCCGGUUAGAUCACGCCCAUUCCCUAGCGAUCUGUCAGAGAUCAGAGCGAUUUUCUCCCGCCCUGAGCGUUGACACCAAGCUGCGUGUGAGCGGAGCAGGUGUGUGUGUGAGAGUGUGCGAGGGUCUGGCAGGUGCCACUGUCACAAGAAGAAAACACGCGGCUGGACAGGUGGUGGGUGGCCGCGCUCCCGGCGUCAGUUCCUGUUUCUGUAGCACAGGUCGGAUGCCGUCCGGACUGUUUGCAUCCAGGACGAUCACGGCAUAAACCCACCUUUGCUCGUUCUC
Panthera uncia (snow leopard) is the source of this 5948-nucleotide messenger RNA. It is a transcript of the gene LMTK2, whose product is annotated as lemur tyrosine kinase 2. Gene Ontology annotation, biological process: protein phosphorylation. Gene Ontology annotation, molecular function: ATP binding; protein kinase activity. NCBI's taxonomy places the organism in Eukaryota, Metazoa, Chordata, Mammalia, Carnivora, Felidae. The record is from RefSeq and is a predicted model, not a curated record. Bases 458 to 5041 code for a protein of 1527 amino acids. The transcript is spliced from 13 exons.